Strongylus vulgaris is the source of this 366-nucleotide messenger RNA. The record is from the annotation of a GenBank genome assembly. NCBI's taxonomy places the organism in Eukaryota, Metazoa, Nematoda, Chromadorea, Rhabditida, Strongylidae.
AUGAGGAACUGGCAACAGCUCGCCCUCCUGCUUUUCUUUCUUUCUGUAGUUAACGGAUGUUUUCUUAAUUCUUGCCCAUACAGAAGAUACGGCCGCACUCUUCGUUGUUCACAGUGCGAACACUACCAUACCUCCAUUAUAGAGUUGCGCAUCACCUGUGCUAUCUUAUCUCAAUAUAGCAAAUUUCGUAACCUUCUGCAACAAGCGCACUGUUUUCCUACUAAUAAACAUCACUAUCAUCGAAAGUGUUUGCGAGUGGUUCGCGUGAAUCCUCCUGUAAUGCGGCUCAAUGUACGCAAAAAAACCCUACAUUUUCAGCAUCAUUUUGUUUUUCUGGAUUUGCAAACAUCUCUUUUGAUGCGUUAG